AGAGCGCGUGUGUGAUGUGUGUGUGUAUCCUCAGUGUUUUUCUCUCUUGCGUGUUUCAUUGAGUGUAAACAGAGUCUUGUCUCUGUGUAUUUAAGUGUUGAGACGAUGCAGGACACUACAGUGUGUGACAGUAAACAGAGCUUACAGGAGGAUCUGGAUUCUGUCUGUAACGCUGGAGAACAGCAGCAGAUCCUGCAGACCAAACUGAAGAUGUGUUCAGUUAAACUCAUCGACUGCACGAACCUCAUGAUGAAGAUUAAAACUGAACCCACAGAAAUCAAAACUGAACCAACAGAAAUCAAAACUGAACCCACAGAAAUCAAAACUGAACCCAAAGAGGAAGAUCGCACUAAUGAAGAUGAUGAUUUUAUUCCAUCAGGUGUGAAGAGUGAUUCAUGUUUGGAUAUAGAAAUAACAUCCUCAACAUCAAAAGAGCGACUGACAGCACAAACUCUUUCCUGCAUCACCUGUGGAAAGACAUUCAGCUCACAGAGACAUUUAGAGAGACAUGAGAGAAAACACACAGAACAGAAACUCUUCACCAGAUCUGAGAUCAGCUUUACUACCUUACAAGAGAAGAAACUUCAUUCAGAAGACCACAGAGAGAAGAAGAAGAAGAAGCAGUUUCACUGUGAGCAGUGUGGGAGGAUUUGUGUCUCUUCCUCUGAUCUAAAUGUUCACAUGAGGACACACAGUGAUGAAAAGCCUUUCAAUUGCACUGAAUGUGGAAAAUACUUCAGAACCAAACACAAUCUUAAAGUUCAUAAGAAAAUUCACAUUGAAGAGAAACCUUUUCAUUGUAGUGUCUGUGGGAAGAGUUUUAGGCACUGGGAUAACUUAUAUAAGCAUAAGAGAAUUCAUACAGGUGAAAAACCUUUCAAAUGCUCUCAGUGUGACAAGACGUUUGCUUGUUCAAGUAACUUAAUAGUUCAUCAGAGACUUCACACUGGAGAGAAACCUUAUCUCUGUAGUCUCUGUGGGAAGAGUUUUAGUCAUCACACUUCAUUACUAAAUCACCAGAGAAUUCAUACAGGAGAAAAACCUUUCAAAUGCUCUCAGUGUGACAAGACAUUUGCUCAGUCAGGUUCCUUAAAAUCUCAUCAAAGAGUUCAUACUGGUGAGAAACCUCAUCACUGUAGUGUCUGUGGGGACAGUUUUAGUGUAAAGGCUACCUUACUAAAUCACAAUAGAAUUCAUACAGGUGAAAAACCUUUCAAAUGCUCUCAGUGUGACAAGACGUUUGCUUGUUCAAGUAGCUUAAUAGUUCAUCAGAGACUUCAUACAGGUGAAAAACCUUUCAUAUGCUCUCAGUGUGACAGGAUGUUUACUUGUUCAUGUAACUUAAAAGCCCAUCAGAGAAUUCAUACAGGAGAGAAACCUUAACACUGUAAUGUCUGUGGGAAGAGUUAAUCAACAGUCAAACUUUGUAAAGCACCAGUGACCUUAAUAAGGUUAUGACACCAAAAACUUGUAUAAAGUUUUAAAUAUUGUUUAAAGUUAAUAGUAAAAUAAGAACAAAAUCUAAUUAUGAGCAAUAUCGCAGAUAAAUAGAACAGAACAAACAUACAAAUGAAAUAAAACAGUGCUGCUCAUGUUUUUAGAUUAACAGUACUGUAUUAUGGAGGACGAAAAAUGACUUAAGGCUGGUUCAGACGGUACGAAUUUAAAAUCGUCGGCCGAUUUUCCAACCCUGAGAGACCCCACACACGCCGAUAAAACAUCGCGGGUCUAACAGUUUUGGUCGUACAGUUAGUGGUGCGCCACCACAUGGCAAAAUCAACACAUCACACACGAACCGAUUUGACUCCCGAGCAGUCCCAGGUCAGACGGGAAAUCUCGCAAAAUCUCUCGAGAUCAAACGUGAUUUCAGAGUAAACAAUCAUGGUGGACGAAGAGGAUGCAGUGGCGAUAGUUUGCAGUUUGUUUUUAACCGACAAAAAACGUUCUCAAAAGAAAAGGCGAUGGUCAAAGAAGCGGAGACAAGACAACGGGAGCAUGGACUAUACUUGCUACAUCAUGAUAUGGAUGUGAGUUUACAUGACACCGGUACAUCCUCGCUUCCUCGUCACCUCGCUUUCUGAUUGGCUACACGUCACAGUCCACAGGCUGCAUGCUCGUUUGUCCCCGGGAGACACCACACACGAGAAGAAAUCGGGCAAAAAAAAUCCAACAUGUUGGAUAUCCCCGAUUUGAGAUCGGAGCGGUCCCGAGGUGCUUCCGAGUAGACGAGAGCAGUCUAAACACACCACACACGGCAAGAAAAUCUGAUCAGUUUAUUUUACGAUUAUCGGAGCAUCCUUAAGAUUGUCGGAAGGGGUGAAUCGGGGCUAAAAUCGGCCUAAUUAUCCUGCCGUGUGAACCAGCCAUUAAAGGUCCCAUAUUUGAAAGCUUUCUAGUUUUAUUUUAGGUUAUGAUGUCCUUAAAGGGAUAGUUCACACAAAAAUGAAAUUUCUAUUAUUUUUUACUCACUUUCAUGUUGUUACAAACCUGUAUAGAUUUCUUUGUUCUGAUGAGGGAAGAUAUUUUGAGGAAAGUUUGAAGAAAAGACAUUUGUAUUUGUAUUACUACAUUGUAGUAUUAUUUUUUCUUACUAUGAAAGUGUUGUUUUUUAAUGUUUUUUUAUGAGUGAAAUACACAUUUGAAGUAAAGUUACCCAUGGAAGUAAUCUAAGUGUUAUUUUCUGUACACUAAAUGGCAUACCUGCAAACUAGUCGCUUUUCGGCGAAAACAGCCAUUUUGAAUUGAAAAAGGUCAUCCACGUGAAUCAUGUAAAUCCAAAGAGUUAUUGUUUUUUUGGGGGGGGUCUCAACUUCCCAUAAACGGGAGUUUCAAAAACCUACUGCGGUCUGCUUCACAAAAACAAUAAAAGCUCUUUGGUCAUCACAGCGUGGUUAAGGUUAGGAUAACCGAUUGGUCAAUGGAUGGGACCUGAACAAAUGGGGCUACGUGAAGGGCGGGUCUUCGCGUUGCCAGCAGCUUCUCUAAAAAGGCCUUGGCUGCAUCAGCUUUCCUGCGGAUGAAUUAAACUUUUCACGCUACUGCUACCCACCAGAGGCCGUUUAAGGGGUUGCGGGCGCGCAUACAAUGUGUCACCUUUUUCAGCCCUUCUGAGUUUGCAGGUAUGAAAUGGGCCAGUGUAUGUAACUUAAGAAAAAACGUUUGAUUUCCACCAGAUAUUUUAUCAAAACUUGUGGCUACCAAAGACUUUAGAAUUACAAAGCAUCACAUAACCGUCUACAAUAUAUAAUUUUAGUUUUCUCUGGCUUCAUGAUGUAACUUAAAAUUAGAGCUGCAUGAUAAAUCACAUGCGAUUGUCUUGCGCAUCUCGUGAGUAAAGCGGCAGCUGGUUCAGAAAGCAGGUGAUGCCGUUUUACUAUUAAUCUAUGGCAGGUAUUCCAUAUGGUGGAUAAAAUGUGCAAAUAAACGUCCAAUCGAGGAAUGGCUAAUCGAACGUCUGACCAAACAUUUUUAAAUUUUAGUGCCUAGCAGCAUGUGCUAGGGUUCUUUAAGUUGUUGCUAGGGUAUUAUAGGUGGUUUCUAUGCUUUUUCUCUUGCAUUCUGUGUGGUGGCUAGGGUUCUUUAAGUGGUUGCUAGGCUGUUUCUGUUGCAUUCUGUUUGGUUGCUAGGCUGUUGCUAGGCUUCUUUAAGUGGUUGCUAGGCUGUUUCUCUUGCAUUCUGUGUGGUUGGUAGGCUUUUACUGGGGUUUUAUGCAUGGUUGCUAGGCUGGUUCUGUCGCAUUCUGGUUGGUUGCUAUGCUAUUGCUAGGUCUUUUUAAGUGGUUGCUAGGGUGUAGCUAUGGUUUUUUAUGUGAUUGCUAGACUGUUGCUAGGCUAUAGUGUAUUAUGGGUGGUUGUUGCUAGCCUGUUUCUGUUGCAUUUUGUGUCUGUUUAAGUUGUUGCUGGGGUAUAAUGGGUGGUUGCUAGGCUGUUUCUAUUGAAUUCUGUGUCUGUUUUAAGUCGUUGCUAGCCCCACAAUAACGAGCCGUCUGGCAACAAGUCAGUUAUUGAAGUAACCAGCCGCAACCAAAAUAGCAUCUAAAUAAACAACAUUACUAACAACGUUGUGCACUUCAUCAACAGCCGCACCAAUGAGACGCUCCCGUUAAACAUCUGUUUGAAGCAUAUCUCUCCACUUUUUAACACAUACAAGCAAUUCAGGAGAACCGAACUUUUUGACUCCACUAACUGCCUCAAGCAAAACUCUUGGACGUCUUUUAGAGAGUCUAUGCUGCGAACUUUGCAUAUUUUUGAGAAUCCAAUGUUUAGCUGAUCGUGAUAACCGGUCAUUAUUAUCCACGUGAACAUGAUUGAUUUUCUUCCUCAAUGGAACGUCAGACCUUUGUUUUCCAGGGACCGAAACUAAUCGUGAUACUCGUCUCCCGGACAUCCAGUUUAUUACAACCAAUCAAAGAUGACUUGGACAUUCUCACAGGGUUUCCAGAAAAGUGUACGAAAAACAUCACAGGGGCCGGUUGCACCAGCUGUGCGUAAGUUACAACGUAGCCUAGUUACGACGUAAAUGGGCACUAAGUUACAACUUACGCACUACUAAAUGUUUUUGUGUUGCACCAUUAAACUUAGUUUAAACAUAUCAAUACGUUGUAACUAAAUAUUUACGGAAGCCCCUGUCCAUGAAUAACGAUUGGAAUAGGAUGUCUGCCAGAUUACAUCGAUGAGCUCGUAAUUAAUUAUGAAGAGCUGCAGGUUCGUCAACGAGUUUUCAAGAGCUGUUUAAUUUUCUGUGUAUCUAUCAAUUAAAAUAAGAUUUAAAAUUUCUUCCUGUUUAUUUUCUCCUCCAUGUGUGAGAUAGAUAUUUUCAAUUAAAAGUGUAAUGUUUUGAGUUCGAUAACGUUGCUUUAACGUCUUUUUUAACUUUCAGUUUAGGCGAGUCAAGAAUGAGUUUGAAAUUACGUACUGUUCAGACUAUUUCCUGUUUACCCAUUAUAAGGCUUGUCAUUGGGUUAAGAAAAAUAGACGUCAUUCUAUGCGACAACGCAUUACUUUACGGAGAGCUUACGACCUACUAGCUACGUUCUGCCUUAAGAACAAAUGGUGCAACCGAAUAAAGUAAAGAGUUAGUUAUAAACUAGCUAGUAGUUACUAAGCCUCUAGUUUGGACUUUACGUCCCAGUUUAAGAACUUACGAAUGACUGGUGCAACCCUACCCAGACGUUUAGCCAACACUCUGUGGGCGUGACGUCUGAGGCUGAGACUACCAAGCCAGUGGCAGAGCAUUAUGCGUUCCAGGCAGGUUUUUGAACACGUGAAUUACGACUUCAAAACCACGACUUACGACUCUAAACUGGGAGUAUGCGUUCCAGGCAGCCUGUAACCCGUGUUUUUACAACCUUCUACCUGUGAAAGUGCACUGGAACGGCAGUCAAACCCGUGACUUCCCACCCGUAAACUCGUACUAGAUCGAUGUACUCCCAGUUCAGAGUCGUGGUUUUGAAGUCGUGAUUUACGGGUUACAGGUUGCCUGGAACGCAGCAUUACACCCGGCAUGAAAUGUACUGUUUUGACGGUGAGUCUGUCGUUCGUCAUGUGAAAUGAUUGUAGAUUUAGUUCAUACUAGUGCUGUGACGGAUCGCAGUUGAGCCGAUCACGACCCGCGGUUUGGCUCGCAUGCUAUUUGCGGAUUAUUAUGCAAAUUUAAAUAGGGAAAGUUUAUCAUUUGCACAUGUUUCUAAGGCUUGCAAAUGUUAACAUUCAAGUGAUUUUAAACAAUUUAACCGCAAAAAGGCGCUAAAGUGAGCAGAUUUUUGUACGCACAUGCGGUUAAAUGUGUCCAGUCCAGCUCCAGUCAGACGUAACUUAAUCAUCCCUUCAAAGAUCAGAACUCCUCAUGUGUAAACUACAGAGAGAGUCGCGCUGUGUCUCAUACUGUAGUCCAUUAAUACAUUUGCUGAGUAGAGCAAUGAAAAACAACGUAACGUUUUUAUGUGAAGUGACUGUUUUAUGCUGCAUCUUCAUCCUGAAGCACCAUUUGGAAUUCGCCCUCCGCCUGCGUGUGUGCACGCGUUUAAGUGCCCUCAGUAGUGCACAUACGGAGAGAGACGUUAAAAAAUAAGCCAACAUAAAAUCUUUCUGUUCUUGACAGGGCAUAUACACAAAAAAUUAUCUCACAGUAUUAUUUUUCUAACAAAAACAUUUGUUUAUGUUUUAAGUGAAUUAUAGAAUCAGUCUGUGCUUAUUUGUUCUUAAACAGACAGUAACCUCAAUUAACCUACUUAAGUCGGCUCUAAAAUAAUAAUAAUAAUAUUUAAUUUCGUACAAUAAAGACAGUGUUAUUAUUCAUUUAAUUCGAUUUCUGUACCUAAUGCUAAUUUUAGACCAUUAAUGUGCAACUUUGUUUUUUUAUAAAUGUUUGUAAUUUAUUUAUUUGUUAUUAGAUUUUUCCCACCUUUUUUUUUGCUGAUCCGAAAAAUGAUCAGGUUGUAAAUGUGUCUGUGAAAGCAAAUAUAGUGUAGUUACAGUAACUACAGUAGGUGCGUCAGAAAUGAUUAAUGAUUUUUCACCCAAAAAUGAAAAUUCUGUCAUCAUUUACUCACUAUUGUGUUGAUACAAACCUGUAUAAAUUUCUUUAUGAUGAGCACAAAGGAAGAUAUUUUGAGAAAUGUUUGUAACAA
This is a messenger RNA of Paramisgurnus dabryanus, 6628 nucleotides long. RefSeq lists its product as uncharacterized. Gene Ontology annotation, biological process: regulation of transcription by RNA polymerase II. NCBI's taxonomy places the organism in Eukaryota, Metazoa, Chordata, Actinopteri, Cypriniformes, Cobitidae. Gene Ontology annotation, cellular component: nucleus. Gene Ontology annotation, molecular function: DNA-binding transcription factor activity, RNA polymerase II-specific; RNA polymerase II cis-regulatory region sequence-specific DNA binding. The record is from RefSeq and is a predicted model, not a curated record.